AUGCCGUUCGUCAAGGUCGUCAAGAAUUCGGCAUACUACUCAAGAUUUCAGGUCAAGUACCGUCGUCGCCGAGAGGGUAAGACCGACUACUAUGCCCGAAAACGCUUGAUCACCCAGGCCAAGAACAAGUACAACUCGCCCAAGUACCGUCUGGUGGUUCGAAUCACCAACCGGGACAUCAUCUGCCAAGUUGUCCACGCCAAGCUGCAGGGAGACUUCGUCCUGGCCGCGGCCUACUCUCACGAACUGCCCCGCUAUGGUAUCAAACACGGUCUGACGAACUGGGCCGCUGCAUACGCUACCGGUCUGUUGGUCGCCCGUCGGGCACUCGUCAAGCUUGGCCUGGACGAGAAAUACCAGGGUGUCGAGGAACCCGAGGGUGACUUGGUCCUCACCGAGGCCAACGACGAGGGACCCCGUCCUUUCAAGGCCUUCCUUGACGUCGGUCUUAGACGGACUUCCACCGGUGCCCGUAUCUUUGGUGCCAUGAAGGGCGCUUCUGAUGGUGGUAUCUUCUGUCCUCACUCCGAAAACCGAUUCCCCGGUUACGACCCUGAAGCCAAGGAGUUGGACGCCGACAUGCUGAAAAGUUACAUCUACGGCGGACAUGUUGCUGAAUACAUGGAGGCCCUAGAAGAAGAAGAUGACGAACGCUUCAAAAAACAAUUCGCCACCUACCUCGCCGAUGACAUUGGUUCGGCUGACAUCGAGGAGAUCUACACGGAGGCCCACAAGGCCAUCCGGGCCGACCCCUCCCCCAAACCGACCGACAAGUCAAAACUGGAAGAAUACAAAAAGGCCAGCAAGAAGAACAAGCCCUCGAAGAUCACCAAGGAACAACGGGCUCUCAACGUCAAGGCCAAGGUCCAAGCUUUCCAGGCUGCAUCUGCUUAG
Molecule: messenger RNA, 894 nt
Organism: Puccinia triticina
Lineage: Eukaryota; Fungi; Basidiomycota; Pucciniomycetes; Pucciniales; Pucciniaceae
Exons: 3
Coding region: 1-894 (297 amino acids)
Biological process (GO): ribosomal large subunit assembly; translation
Cellular component (GO): cytosolic large ribosomal subunit; ribosome
Molecular function (GO): 5S rRNA binding; structural constituent of ribosome
Source: RefSeq, a predicted model, not a curated record